This is a messenger RNA of Argiope bruennichi, 4902 nucleotides long. RefSeq names its product exportin-7-like (gene Ranbp16). The transcript has 26 exons. The coding region runs from base 13 to 3306 and encodes 1097 amino acids. Gene Ontology annotation, molecular function: nuclear export signal receptor activity; small GTPase binding. Gene Ontology annotation, biological process: protein export from nucleus. The record is from RefSeq and is a predicted model, not a curated record. NCBI's taxonomy places the organism in Eukaryota, Metazoa, Arthropoda, Arachnida, Araneae, Araneidae. Gene Ontology annotation, cellular component: cytoplasm; nuclear pore.
UGUUGUAGCUAGAUGACGAUCAUGGCGGAUGAGCAGGAUUUGGCUCAGUUAGAAGUUCUUUGUAAGCAAUUUUACGAUUCAAACAAUCCUGAAGAACGAGCUACUGCUGAGAAAGCUCUAGUCAAUUUUGUUCAUGUGCCAGAUUGUUUACCUACAUGUCGCCUCCUACUUGAAAGAGGAGAUUCUUCCUAUGCUCAACUGUUAGCUGCAACUACGCUAACAAAAUUGGUCUCUAGAAAUCCUCAAACUCUUACAUUGCAACAAAGAAUAGAAAUAAAAAAUUAUGUACUCUCAUAUCUCGCUAAUUGUCCUAAACUAGCUACAUUUGUUACCCAAGCAUUAGUUCAACUGUUUGCCAGACUUACUAAAGUUGGAUGGUUUGAAACCUACAAAAAAGAGCACGUAUUUCGAAAUAUAAUUACCCAGCUGACUGGGUUUUUGCAGGGUCCUGUUGAGUAUUGUGUGAUAGGUGUUCAAUUACUGUCUCAAGUUACUUGUGAAAUCAACCAAAUCAGCGAAGCUGAAGCCAACAAAUCAUUAACUAAACAACGCAAAACAGCAACCUCUUUCCGCGAUACAGAACUGUAUGAAAUAUUCCAAUUAGCUUGUGAUAUGCUAAGAAGAGCAUUAGAGAAUUGGAAAACACCAUCCUUUAAAGAUGAAGCAGAGCAUAAUCUAAUGAACAGUUUGCUUCGACUGGCUUACAAUUGUAUAUCCUUUGACUUCAUUGGAACAUCGCCAGAUGAAUCGUCGGAUGAUUUAUUUACUGUACAAAUACCUACAAGUUGGAGACCUGCAUUUUUAGAUUUCAAUUCACUUCAACUUUUUUUUGAUUUAUAUCACAGUUUACCUCCAGGACUUUCCUCAAUGGCUCUACUUUGCAUAGUUCAAGUAGCAUCUGUUAGGAGAACACUUUUCAACAAUGAAGAACGUGGAAAAUAUUUAUCCCAACUUGUAAAUGGCAUAAAGUCAAUUCUUGAAAAUCCCCAGAAACUAUCAGAUACCAAUAAUUAUCACGAAUUUUGUCGUUUGCUUGCAAGAUUGAAGACAAAUUAUCAGUUAGGUGAAUUGGUUAGAGUUGAUAGCUAUCCAGAUACUAUUCGACUCAUUGCAAAAUUUACUGUGACGAGUCUCCAGAUGUGGCAAUUUGCACCCAAUAGUAUUCACUAUCUCCUAAGUUUAUGGCAGCGAAUGGUGGCAUCAGUACCAUAUGUAAAAGCAUCUGAACCUCAUCUAUUAGAAACUUAUACUCCUGAAGUCACUCAAGCAUUUGUAACAUCUAGAUUAGAAUCUGUAGCAGUUGUACUCAGGGAUUGCUUAGAAGACCCAUUAGAAGAUUUAGGAAUGGUUCAGCAACAAUUAGAUCAGAUGUCAAUAAUUGGUAGAUGUGAGUAUGAAAAGACAUGUGCUCUAUUAGUGCAGUUAUUUGACCAGAGUGCACAGCGAUACCAGGAGCUAAUUAACAUUGUUCCUCCAUCUCAAGUUGAUAUUGCUAUUCAAGAAGGGCAGCUAACAUGGCUUGUUUAUAUAAUUGCUGCUGCUAUUGGAGGUAGAGUGUCCUUUAAUACUGCAGAUGAAUAUGAUGCAAUGGAUGGUGAACUCAUUUGCAGGGUGCUUCAGUUAAUGAAUUUGACAGAUAAUCGCAUAUCACAAGGUGGCUGUGAAAAAUUGGAAUUGGCUAUGAUAUAUUUUUUUCAGCAAUUCAGAAAGAUCUAUGUUGGUGAUCAAAUUCAGAGAACUUCUAAAGUUUACAAGCGUUUGUCUGAAGUUUUGGGCGUAUCUGAUGAAGCAAUGGUUUUGAGUGUGUUUGUGAGAAAAAUACUUACUAAUUUAAAAUACUGGAGUAGAAGUGAACAAAUCAUAAACAGGACAUUGCAGCUGUUGAGUGAUUUAUCUGUAGGAUAUACAAGUGUCAGAAAAUUAGUUAAACUUGAUGAAGUUCAGUUUAUGCUUAAUAAUCACACUAGUGAGCAUUUUCCUUUUUUGGGGAGUGCUAUGCAGGUAUCUGACAUGAGAUGCCGAUCUGUGUUUUAUACUGCUCUGGGAAGAUUAUUGCUCAUUAAUCUUGGAGAAGAUGAAGAAAAAUUUGAACAAUUUAUGCUACCUUUGACAGCUACUUUUGAAGCAGUCGGAAAUGCUCUGUCAAAUGCAGAUUCUGGGGUUUUUAAUGAAAAUGAAACAAAAAAACAAUUAAUAGGUCUUGCAAGAGAUUUGCGAGGAUUGGCUUUUGCUUUCAACACAAAAAUUAGCUACAUGAUGCUGUUUGAAUGGAUCUAUCCAGCUUAUACACCUAUACUUCACCGAGCGAUAGAACUAUGGUAUCAUGAUCCUACUGUGACUACUCCAGUAUUAAAGCUUUUUGCAGAAUUGGUGGUUAAUAGAUCUCAAAGAUUGCAAUUUGAUGUAUCUUCACCAAAUGGUGUCCUGCUUUUUCGAGAAGCGAGUAAAGUAAUAGUUAGUUAUGGUACACGGUUACUGACAAUGAACAGUAUACCGAAGGAUCAGAUGUACAAGAUGAAAUUAAAAGGGAUUUCCAUUUGCUUCUCAAUGCUGAAAUCUGCCCUUUGUGGCGGAUAUGUAAAUUUUGGCGUCUUUCGAUGGUAUGGUGAUGUUGCAUUAGAUGAUGCUCUAAAUACUUUUGUAAAGAUGUUACUGUCAGUUCCCCAGUCUGAUAUGUUGCAUUAUCCAAAGUUAAGCCAAACUUAUUAUGUAUUACUGGAAUGUCUUGCACAAGAUCAUAUGAAUUUUUUAAGCAGUUUAGAACCACACCUUUUUUUGUAUAUUUUAUCAUCCAUUUCUGAAGGCCUAUCAUCUUCAGAUACAAUGGUAUGUGCAGGCUGUUGUGCUGCAUUGGAUCACUUAGUUACUUACAUAUUCAAAAAAGUUUCAAAAGCGGGUAGGAAAAGAAGGACUAGUGGCACAGAACAGCCCGAAGAAGAAACGUGUCUUCGUGUUUUGAAACAGCAUCCUGAAAUACUUCAACAGAUGCUGAGUACGAAUUUAAAUAUUGUGAUAUUUGAAGAAUGUAGGAAUCAAUGGUCUAUGUCAAGACCAUUGCUGGGCUUAAUUUUAUUAAAUGAAGAGUAUUUCAAUCAACUUAGACAAAGUAUAAUUAAUAAUCAACUUCCUGAGAAACAAGUUAUAAUGGCACAAUGGUUUGAUAGUUUAAUGGAUGGAAUUGAAAGAAAUUUACAAACAAAAAAUAGAGAAAGGUUCACUCAAAAUUUGUCAGUUUUUCGUAGAGAUGUGAAUGAUUCGCUUAAAGGUCCAAACAUUUUGAAUUCCUCCAUUUAUGAUGUAAAUUGAACUUUAUUUAUAAUCCCAUCAUAAGAAUAUUUAAAUAUGUAUAUGGUUCAUUCACUAGUUUUGUGAAUUCACAUUGUUUGCCAUGCCAAAAUAUUUCUGGUUUUGAUAAAUGAUAGCAAGUUAUGUACUUCUUUAAACAUUUGGCGCAAUUUAAUUGUUAAUCCGGAUCUGUUUUAUCGCUAAUGCAUCUGUUUUAAUAAGUAAGGUUUUAAAAUUAUUUUUCAUUGCAAAGAAGCAGAAUUAUUAAAAUGAUUUCAACUUUUAAGAAAGUUUUGUUUAUAUGCGUUUUUUGAUGCAGAUAAAUCAGGAUUGUGAAUUAUGUGUGUGAGCCAUACAUAUUUUAUUGCUAAAUAUGCGUUAAAAUCUUACCAAUUUCAUUCAUCAAGGCAUUGUGAAUACCAUCAAUCACUGUCACAUAUGAAUUCAAUCACAUUAACUUCUAUUAUGCAAAUGAAACUGUAUCAUUAUUCCAAGAUUUGGAUCGUUCCAAGAGUUUCAUAAUAGUUGCAUCUCUAUUUCUAUGCAAAGAAAAAUAUAAUAUAUUUUUAUACUUAUUGCUCAACAUUGUGAAUGAAAGAAAUGAAAAGUGUGACGUGCAAAAAUUAAAAAAAACAAUCUGUUGUUACUUCUGUGUUACUGUUUAUGAAUCCUUUCUUAUUUUUAGUCUUGUAUAUAUUGUGAGCUUAAAUGAAUUUUUGUUAAUCUUUAACAAAUUGCACGGCAGUUCUUUACCAAGUUACUGUAAUUAUGAAGUGAAUAUUUGUUAGUAAUCUUUCCCAAAGUGUAAAUUUUCAUGCCUAUAGUGUGUAUUUUGAAGUCCUACUUUUUAUUAUUGUUGUUUAGGUAUAAAAUAAAAUAAGCAAUAAUUUUUGAAUGACUAAAUACUAGCCAUUUAUUAUAUACUAAUUAGUGAUAUGAAAUUCAAUCACAGUCUUGUUUAAUGAAGUUGUCUACGUCUUUUAGUGUCUUUAAAUAUUUGCAUGUGAAUGUCUUGUUUGUAACAGUUAAAUCAUGACAAUUUAUUUUCUUAAUGAGUUAAUUAAGUUUGAAUAAGAAAAGAUUUUCAGAUGAUUUAUUUUAACUUUAUUAGAAAAGAAUUUCUAAAACGAUAUUCAGGCAUGACACAUUUCAUACAUGGAAACUCGGAUUUUGGAAUCUGUUUUUAUCAUUCUUCAGAUCGUUGCUAUUCAUGUAAUAGUUCUGCAAUAUCUUUAAUAUCUGAAGCACUUUUUGCAUAAAUUUAUCCAUUUUAUUGUGCAGUUAAUCAUGCUUAUUUUAUUUUGUGUUUCAAAUUGUACAAUUCAUUAUUUUUUGAAGUUCAGUUUUUUAUUGUUUCCAUCGUGUGUCAUGCCUGGAUGCAAUUACUUUUCCCCAAUGAUUUAUCGGUUCCUGUUUUGUGUGUAUUAAAAUUAUUUUGCCUUCUAUAUGACCCGUCAGUAGAUUUAAUUUUGUAAACACUUUUUUAGAAAAUUGAAUAUACUUUUUGAAAAGAUAGGCUGUUUUUAAACACCUUUUAUUUAUGGAUUUUUAAACUUCUUUUUUAGGAGUAUUUUAUAAUAAGUGUCGUUUUUGAAAUUCUUUUUUUUUUUUUUUUAA